This is a messenger RNA of Anarrhichthys ocellatus (wolf-eel), 1620 nucleotides long. RefSeq names its product thyrotropin-releasing hormone (gene trh). Lineage: Eukaryota; Metazoa; Chordata; Actinopteri; Perciformes; Anarhichadidae. The record is from RefSeq and is a predicted model, not a curated record. The coding region runs from base 118 to 921 and encodes 267 amino acids. Gene Ontology annotation, biological process: positive regulation of insulin secretion; eating behavior; negative regulation of glutamate secretion. Gene Ontology annotation, molecular function: thyrotropin-releasing hormone activity. The transcript has 3 exons. Gene Ontology annotation, cellular component: secretory granule; extracellular region.
UCCAUACGGGUCGCCAACUGCUGCUGCAGAGGCUGAGAGCAACGAUCAUCUCUGUGCGCUCAACAGAGUCAGAGAGAGAGGAGAGCUUGGAUACUUCAGAGGACCAACUAAAUUACCAUGAAGUCGAUAUGUCUGCUCAUCUUGGCUUUUCUCGUGGUCUGCAACUUCACUGUGUCUGGAGGACAGGGCAUCCCCGCUGAGGACGAGACGGACGGGAGGACCAUAGACGACAUCAUUCUACAGAGAGCAGAAAGUCUCCUGAUACGGUCCAUUCUCAAAAAGAUACAAAACGAAGACGCCAGAAACGAGGGAUCUUCCUCUCAGACAGAAUGGAUGACAAAACGACAGCAUCCCGGUAAGAGAUACGGCGAGGACUUGGAGAAGCGGCAGCAUCCGGGGCGGAGAGAAGAAGACGGGGAUGAACAGUACUUCGAUGUUCAAAAGAGACAGCACCCGGGCAAACGCGAAGAAGAAAUGCACUCGUUCAUGGAGCUCCAGAAGAGGCAGCACCCGGGAAAGCGCUUCGCGUUGGGACGCGUUUCUGAAAACCCCGUGACGCUCCUGGGUGAACUUUCAAAACGACAGCACCCGGGGAAGCGCUACCUGGUGGUGCACAGCAAGCGCCAGCACCCAGGUAAGCGCGAUGGGGACGACGAUGGGGACUGGGAUGCGGACGGAGAAGGAGACGACGACCUCGCUGAGUUGGAAAAGCGUCAACACCCCGGGAAACGGUUUUGGGAUAACUCCAGUCAGGAUUUGGGCACAAACAGUCCGUGUGACGUAUUGGACCCUACGAGCUGCAGCAAGACCAGUUUGCUGCUCGACUUUUUAGACAACAUUAACAAGAGUCAUGCCGAGGAGAAGCGACAACACCCGGGUAAAAGGUUUGCACCCGAGGAGGACUUAGUGGAAGGAGAGUAGGUUAAACAGAAGUCCGGAGCGCGUGCACUGCUGUAUUGUAAACAAAUAAAUGUGUAAACGAAGUGACCACAAUGAAUUAUUAAAAACGAAAAAAUAAUUUAAACCAUUUAAUCUGUUGUUCCACCGACAGUCACUGUAUCAUCGUCGCAAAAACGUGUAUCUGCUGUUUGUUUUGUUUGGAGAGGUUGUGCGUAAUUGUCCUCCAGACUGGUUAUAUCGCUGUAAAUAUGGGUUUCGCAAGAGUGCGUGCCCUAUCUUGAUUUGAAUUAAUUCAAAUGAUUUAGUAUUUAUUCCGUUGAUUAGGCUACUUGUACUAUAGUCAAGUCCAAGAAUGAAAGCAUUAGUCUACUGGCUUUUUGCGAUGUUGCCUCUGUGAGGCGGCGCGCUCUUCAGUCCAGUAUCGGCUCCAGCUUGAAAUAUGAUCAAUGAAAGUGGCCAACGUUUACAGCUUUGCAGAGGAAAUCCCUUCAUUGAUUUGAUUUGUGUUUCAUUAUUUUCUACUUAUGUAAAAUAUAAUGAAUACCACCGCAGAAAAAAAUAUGUCUGAUUAUUUUUCUAUAUUAUUGCAUGGAUUAAGUUUAUUUAAGCUAAAUUAUAAAACGCCUUUGCCUUAAAGUCAACCACCAAUGUUUUUGUUGGACAAUAAAACGCAUUGGUAAAAAUGUAUGGUUUGCUUCAGUUGUGCACUAUUAAAGUCUG